Molecule: messenger RNA, 2512 nt
Organism: Lethenteron reissneri (Far Eastern brook lamprey)
Lineage: Eukaryota; Metazoa; Chordata; Hyperoartia; Petromyzontiformes; Petromyzontidae
Gene: SLC10A7
Product: solute carrier family 10 member 7
Cellular component (GO): plasma membrane
Source: RefSeq, a predicted model, not a curated record
CAGGGGGCAGGGGGGCGAGGGGGGUGAGGCCGCCAUGGGCUUGCUGGACAAGCUGCGCAAGGAAUGGUUCCUCAUCGGCAUCGUCGCGGCCAUCGGCCUGGCGCGGAUGGAACCCAGCAUCGGCGUCAAGGGCGGGCCCCUGAAGCCGGAGGUGACCAUCACCUACGUCGCCGUCUCGGCCAUCUUCUUCAACAGCGGCCUCUCGCUCAAGACGGAGGAGCUGACGAGCGCCCUGCUGCACGUGCGGCUGCACAUGCUGGUGCAGGGCUUCACGCUCGGCUUCUUCCCGCUCGCCGUGUGGCUGCUGCUGCGGCUGCUGGCGCUCACGGGACUCAACCCGUGGCUGCUGCAAGGGUUGCAGGUGGUGGCCUGCAUGCCCCCGCCGGUCUCCUCCGCUGUCAUCCUCACCAAGGCCGUGGGGGGCAAUGAGGCUGCGGCGAUUUUCAACUCGGCGUUUGGGAGUUUCCUGGGCAUCGUGGUGACGCCCGCGCUGCUGCUGAUGUUUCUGGGCUCAUCGUCCGCCGUUCCGUUCACCUCCAUCUUCUUCCAGCUCUUCAUGACCGUGGUGGUGCCACUCAUCAUCGGCCAGGUGGUGCGUAGCCGCGUGCGUGAGUGGAUGGAGCGGCGGCAGCCUCCGUUCGGUGCCGUGAGCAGCGUGGUGCUGCUGGCGAUCAUCUACAGCACGUUCUGCGACACGUUCGCCCGGCCAGACACGGCGCUCGAGCCCGCCAGCCUGCUCGCCGUCGUCACGCUGGUCCUCCUCAUCCAGCUCAGCUUCAUGUUGCUCACCUUCAUGAUCUCCACCAGGGACGGUUCGAGUUUCACUCCGGCCGACACGGUCGCCAUCGUCUUCUGCUCGACCCACAAGUCGCUGACGCUCGGUGUGCCCAUGCUGAAGAUCGUGUUUGCGGGGAUGCCGCAGCUUUCGCUGCUCACCGUGCCGCUGCUCGUCUACCACCCGACGCAGAUCCUGCUGGGCGGCCUGCUCGUUGGCACCCUGCGCCCCUGGAUGCUGUCACGGCAGCGGGGCCAGUCUCUGCGGCUACCCAGGCUGCUCCCGUGACGGUGCCACGGAGGCUCCGGUAGUGCCAGGCCGCGUUUUGGCCUGCGCCCGUUGCCAUCUCCGCUUGCCGGUGGCGCAAACACACGAGAGGGACUCGUGGGCGAUGCCACUGCGGCUCCUCCCGUCCUCCAAUGUGACUUUGGCACCAGCUCUGCUCUCCUGCUGAGCGGGUGGCACGGAGUUUGGGGGCAGGGCCCCGUGACCAGGGCCCCGUGACCAGGGCCCCGUGACCAGGGCCCCGUGACCAGGGCCUGGUGACCCACGCCUCACAAACACCGCACGCACGUGAGGGCGAGAGCAACCCCAUUGUGGUGAAGGUGUGGACUUUUGGUGGUGUUGGUGGUCUGGGUUUCGUAGCUGUACCUUGGCCGUUAUGGGUGUUAUUUGAAGGUUGUUUUACCCGUGGUCGUUAUGCAGGGAGGUGGAUGACUCGGAGACGAGAAUGCGAUUAAACCGACACGGAGAGAGGUUUCCUUGACCCUGCGAAUCACUCAUUACCAGGGUCUUGUCAUCCGGGGUGGGCCGGGAAGGGAAUAGAUACGUGGUUAGAGCGUUUUUCGUGUUGGAGUGGUUUAGCCUUCAGAGCCAUCUCUCAUCCCAAAAAUCACUCCCACCACCACACCCCCCAACUUCACCACCACUCGCAUCACUCCAAAUCCAUGGCUCCCCCCAACUUCACCACCACUCGCAUCACUCCCCCCAACUGCACCACCACUCACACCCAUCACUUCCCUGACUGCACCACAGCGGCGCGGCUCCAAGACGCGUCUCCCGUUACCACCCUGAGAGCUGUAAAUGUGGUAAUGGGGGCGACGUCCGCUGCCCUGCGCUUGCGAGGGGGGCCCCGGCGACCCCGCAAAUCAGGUUACCGUGGGGUAACCACAUUACUCCCGGGCGCGACAAUUGACACCACUCACACCCUGCCCAUGUGUUACGCAUACAGAAGACCGUAUAGCCUUAGCAGACUUGGGGCAAGUGCUGUUAGCAAGCACCAAGGCCGGAAGAAGAGUUGGGUGGUCAGCACCACACCCGGCCAGCAUAUACUCGUGAUAAAUUCGGACAAACUCGGGUUUGUUUCGCAGUCCGCCAGCAACGACACCAACACCCACCCACUUUGUCUUAGCACAAAUAUCCCGUCUCGCCAUUACAGACUGAAGAAAGUGCUUUUAGCGAGCACCUUAAAGGCCGGCAUGGCACACGAGGUGGUGGGUGGCCAGCCUUUUGUCUCCCCAAUGGCAAUGUUUACACACCGCACCAGGUACUCAUUUUAGGCAGAGUCAACCUAGGGGAGGCCAAUGACCGGUUCAGAUAAUCGUCACCGGUGUUGAGCGGGAAACGAACUCUGGUCGCCGGGUUUGUAGCACACUUGUACACACACUCAUACACAUGUACACAGAGCCCAUGUGAAAAAUGCCUUGACACUUGGUAAAAGUUCUUUUGGAAAAACUU